Messenger RNA from Plasmodium fragile, 414 nucleotides. RefSeq lists its product as uncharacterized. The transcript has a single exon. Bases 1 to 414 code for a protein of 137 amino acids. NCBI's taxonomy places the organism in Eukaryota, Apicomplexa, Aconoidasida, Haemosporida, Plasmodiidae. The record is from RefSeq and is a predicted model, not a curated record.
AUGAAAAACCAAGAGGUUGCUCUUAAACCAAAUUAUGUCAAGGGACGGCAAGAAAAGAAGAAAGACAAACAAGAUGAUUAUACACAAAAUAACAUUGAUUUUUACAACGAAUUGCGAAGCGCUUUAAGAACCAAUGUAAAAAACAUUUUGAAAUAUGAAAGCACAAAAAAUGAACACAUGACUUCUGCAACUCAACAGAAGGAAGAACAAGAAUGGAAUGAUAAAAGAAUGCUUAGGGGUCAGUUAAAAAUGUUCCCACAGUACGAUUUAAAAAGCUUGCUAAGUAGGGACAAGAAAGACUACGAAAUUGUUGAAUUAGAACAAGCAGCGCAACCGAAAGAGGGAAAAGAGAAAGAGAAAGAAAAGGAAAAAAAAGAAAAAGAAGGAAUUAUACUUAUUAUUACCCACUUAUGA